AUGGAAAAUGAUUAUUUGAAUACUAUUCAAACAAUGUUAUCAAUAGUAAUACUAGAAUCCUCUGAUUUUUAAUCAACCUAAGAGAUACUUGGAAACUUUUAUAAACAUUUAGAUUCUAUUUCAAACGAAAAACAACUCAUUUAACUCUAAAAAUUAAUAAAAGUUUUCUAUGAAAGUUAAGACACCUAAGAUGAUAAGAAAUAGAUUUUGAAUGAAAUAACAUAAAGAAUUAAGCAAAAAUUUCCAACUAGUAAUUAGGAUCAUUGUUAAUUUUUUACAGAAAUGACAAAUAAAAAUUAAAAGAAAAUAGGUGUGUCAAUAUUACAUAAUGAUGGAAGUUUUAGUAUAAUAUUAUGUAAAUGUAGUUCUUACUGAUCAAUUAACUAGAAAAAUAUUGGAAAUUAAGAAUGGAGCUGAUUUCUAAAAAAAAUUAUUUGAAUACUGUGCUAUUGCUGGUUAAAAUAAUUUACUCAAAUAAUUUAAUGAAGAAACAAAUUUACUUUAACAAAAUGAAGUAGAGAAGCAGUUUUAAAUGACUAUUUAUUCAGAAAAAACUAGAAAAAAAGCACUAAAACACUUGAACGAAGCCUCGAAAAAAGCCAAAGAAAGUUUAUUACAUACUGAUUGGACUUGUACAUAAACUAGAUUGCCUAAACAAAAAAAUUAAUCCUAAAAUUUUGAUUAUUGGAAUAAAAUUAAGAUUAAAUAUUUAAAAACAAUUACAAUAAAAAUAACAAAAGUGAUAAUGUCUGUCAAUGAAGAAUUUUUAGAGUCAAUUAAAACUUCAACACAAAUAUAUGGAAGCUAAUAACUUUAAACUAUGGCUGAAAAUUCAAGGGCAUUAUAUAAUGUUGUAAAAUGUGAAAUUGUAGAAAAUCCAUGUGUUGAAGAAUUAAAUCCAGAUGAUUUAUCAAAAGAUUAAAAACUUUUAAUCUAUGAAGGUAUUUAAAAAAGUUAAUUCUAGAUAAAUGGAAAGUAAAAUGCUAAGAGAUCAGCAUCGAAUUUUAAAGGUUAAAAAAACUCAAAGAAUAAGCAAAAAUAGAAAAUUCAUUUUAAAGUUUUUAUGGAACACCUCUAGAAUUUGAUCUCAACUCUCAGAUAUAAUAUUAAUGA
Molecule: messenger RNA, 1113 nt
Organism: Paramecium sonneborni
Lineage: Eukaryota; Ciliophora; Oligohymenophorea; Peniculida; Parameciidae
Source: the annotation of a GenBank genome assembly